This is a messenger RNA of Pollicipes pollicipes, 692 nucleotides long. RefSeq names its product RING finger protein 207-like. The record is from RefSeq and is a predicted model, not a curated record. Lineage: Eukaryota; Metazoa; Arthropoda; Thecostraca; Pollicipedomorpha; Pollicipedidae. Bases 69 to 692 code for a protein of 207 amino acids. Gene Ontology annotation, cellular component: perinuclear region of cytoplasm. The transcript has 6 exons. Gene Ontology annotation, molecular function: transmembrane transporter binding; zinc ion binding; Hsp70 protein binding.
GGAUAGUUGGGAACGAUAAGAGACCAAGGGGAGUGAGCGGCGCGCUGUGUGACGUCACUGGUGCUGCCAUGGCCGGCGGCAUCCUGUCCUCCAGCAUGGACGAUCUGCUGCCGAGCUCGGUGGACGAGCUGUGCCGUAACCCGCUGCUCUGCCCGCUGUGUAACCAGGUGUACGACGAACCGUGCCUGCUGGUGUGUUUUCACUCGUUCUGCGCCAAGUGUUUGCGGGUGCGUGUGGUGGACGGACGGCUGAGCUGCACCAUCUGCAGUAAGACGACGGUGCUGAAGGACGGCAACAGCUUGCCGCCGGCUGACGUGCUGCUCCGCUUCCUGGUCGAGUUCUCCACCGAGGCGCGCACGCCCUGCGCCAACUGCGAGACCACCGAGAAUAUCAGCAUGUUCUUCUGCAACACCUGCGGCCAGGCGCUGUGUGAGCGCUGCAAGAACGAGACGCACCGCGCCAAGAUGUUCUCCAUGCACGAGGUUAUGACGCUGUCGGAGCGACUGCGCAAGGCCUGCAAGCAGUGUGCGGUGCACAACGAGCCCCACAUCAUGUUCAGCACGGACAAGAAGGAGCUGCUCUGCAUCAACUGCUUCCGCGAGUACAGCGCCGAGUCCAAGCUGCACUGCGUCGACCUGGACACGGCCUACUCGGACAGCGUGCGCCGUCUGGAGCGGACCGUGGGUGGGUAG